Brassica napus (rape) is the source of this 3881-nucleotide messenger RNA. RefSeq lists its product as uncharacterized. The record is from RefSeq and is a predicted model, not a curated record. The transcript is spliced from 4 exons. Bases 141 to 800 code for a protein of 219 amino acids. Lineage: Eukaryota; Viridiplantae; Streptophyta; Magnoliopsida; Brassicales; Brassicaceae.
AAAAGACCAAAGGGAAACUAAAAAGAUUCACACAGUUGGUUAAAAACCAGAUCUAAAGCAGUUACAGGGUCUUUCUCUAAUGUUUUGUCCGCUUAAUGAUAGAAAAAUAAUCUAAAAAAUCAGAAGUUAGUGGUCGUGUGAUGGACUCGUUCUUCACUGGUUUCGUUCAUUCUCUCGGAAACUUCUUUGGUUCUCCGCUUGACUUUCUCUCUGGAAAAUCUUGCAGUACGCUCUGUCCAUCACCGUGGGAUGUGUUGUGCUACGUCGAGAAUUUCUGCGUGGCUAGUCUUGCUAAAGCCGCCUUGAUCCUAAUCGUAGCCUACUUGUUUCUAUUCUUCAUCUACAUGUUAUACAAAAUUGGUUUCUGGCAUUGUAUCAUCCACGGUUUCUUCAGAUUCCUCUGGGCUUCAGUCUCUUGUUGGUUCUACAUUCUUAGCAAUUGCUGCACUUUCUUCUGCUAUGAUCUGCUACACACCAAACGCAGAAGAAGACGCAGAAACCGCAGAUAUUCAGAGGACGAAGACACUGAUGAUGGUGGGUCGUUUAGAUACCAUAGGUCGAGACGAGAAAUGAGAAAAGAAGAGCGUCUUAGAAAGUCUCUGAGACCGAGGAGCCAUCGUGUUAGAGUUGGUGUGAGGAAAGAUCAUCCUACUUUUGACUUAGGUUUGAGCCAACAUGCUGGUGGUGGACCUGGUGGUGUUGGUCCGGUUCAUGGUAUUAGAGUGAGCAGAGAGUCUCAAUUCGCACGGAAAGGUUCAGAACGAAGAGCUCGGGUUUACCAUGGUCCUCGGAGAAUCUGAAAUGAACACUGCCAGUCUCCAAAAAUACAUGAACUGUAUAUCUUAGUUUGUUGUGUAAUAAAUAUUGCUGCUGCUCUUUGCUUACAUAAAGUGUAAUGAAAACCAACUACUAUAUAUCUCUAUUUCUUGUCUGAAUUUCCAUGUUGAUAUUCUAAGAAUAGACAACGAUUGGAUUUCUCACGGAGUACCGACUAAACCAGAGCUGCAGUCACAUUACCAGAUUCCGCCAUCGAUCACACCGAUCAUUAUAUUGCUCUCGAUCUUAGGGACAUGUCUGAAAAUUUGAAAUUGUCACCAAUUCCCAUAAACUCCCAAGAUCUUGUUGUUUUGAAGCUGCAUGAGACUGUUUGGGAAAACAUAAACUACUCCUUCCCUACCUAAAGAUCACACACAUAAUCAUAAGAUUUUAAUCGUUAAUUAAUUUGAUAGGAUAAUUUAUAAACUCACCAAUAAACUUCUUCCAUAGCUUCUUACCAAACAAUCUCUUACAGAACUUCAUGACAAAACGAAAGUCUAGUGAGAGAAUUAUACCGCAAAUUUGUUUGUUAAAUGUUUAUACCACAGAAUUAAGAAGAAGAAAAAAUAACAUAAUGAAUACUAGGGUAAGGAUAUAUAUUUAACCCUUGACUCCAGUACUUCUCCAAGGAUAUUUUGUUGGUGAGACAUAGGAACAUAAGCAAUCUUUGAAGGAAGAGGUCCCAUGUAAGCAAUCCACUAAAGACAUAGGAACUGUAUGAUUAUAUCACAAACUGUUUUUGCAAUUCCGGACGAUUUUUUUUGCCAUCACUAAAUGACAGUACUUGAUGUAUUCUAAAAGAGAUAUAAUUUUUCUCAGCUGGUAAUCUCAGUUAUGUUUUAAUCAAAUCUCUUUGAGAAACGCUUCUCUCUCUACCUCUUUUUUUAUAUGUUCCAACUCUAAAAACUCAGAACCUUAGAGCAUGAUUAUCGGGAUUCCUUAGCUGGAAUUUCUGGGGUAAUUAUAAUUAAAAAUAAAUCAAAAUUAGCUAUUAUUGGAAUAAACGUUCCAUAAUUAAGGACAAUAAAAAACGUCUCUUGAGAUAUGUGUCACAUGUUAAAAGUUUUCCAUUCUCUCCCUUUCUCUGCCUCUCGCCGGCGUCAAUGCUUCGAUUCUCUUCUUCCUCUUGACUUCCGUCUUCUCUUUUGGCUGCAAGAGAAACGAAAACAAAAAGGGUCAACAAGGAUUUCUGAAGUCUCCAGAAACAUCUAUCCUCUUCAUUCUCAUGGACCCAGUUUUCACAACGCCUCCGUCAAAACGGUGGUUAGAGAAUGGGUUGACAGUGAACCCUUUUCUGGUCGAGGCUUUGCAGAACCCUUGCCAUCGUCUAACGAAUUAGGAAGAUUUCCGGUUGUGAAGACAGCAGUACCCGUACACAGAAGAUUUGAACACAUUGUACUUUCUUGUAACGAACAUCUGACCACACCAUCAUUUGGAUCGAACGAGAAGCUCAGCGAGCUCUCAACCUAAUGUUGGAGAAAGAGAAGAGAAUGGAGAUACAAGAGAAGUAGAGGAUGGAGAGACGAGAAUCAGUAGGAAGAGUCUCAUCAAUAAUGUGCACAUUUGCUAUUGUCUCUUAACAAUGUCUCUUACUCUAAAAAUAAUAAUAAAAAAAGCUAAGAACUCAAAAUUUUGUCCCAACAAUAAUGAUGCUCUUAGAUCUAGAUUUAUUGCGUCUACGUGGCCGGCCUCUUCUACGUCUCUGGCCGCCCCUCCCCUUUUUCUUCUCUUCUUCUCCGACUCUCCUCAAUCUCUUCCCUCUGUGUUUCUUUUCUCGCAGCUCUAAACUCCUUCGCUACUGCGGUUUUAGAUCUGGCAACCUCGAAGUUUCGGUGAAGCUUGGAGGCAGUUUCGGCGAGUGGUUUCUUUGGUUGAGUAGGGUAGCGGUGGUCUAGAUUUGGUGUCAAAUAUGGCAGUUCGAAGUGGGUUGUUCCAUUUCUCACCGCCUUGCUCAUCCUUCUCGUGGUGGGAUGGAUGCUGGGUCUUGUUUGACGGUGGAGGUUCGGUAUUCUUCCACUCGUUUUUCUUAGAUCCCGGCGGACGGUCAGUAAAGCUUUCGAAAGGUCUCUGGGGAUGCUUUGGUCCCAAGCUAGGAGGUUCCGCUACGGGUUCUCCAUGGUGGGUGCGAGAGAGGCGGUUUGUUUCUGGUCUUGUCAACCGUCACUCUUCCGUCUCGGUGGCAUCUCGCACUAAGCCAGUUAGCUUUCAGGGGUAGGGUUGUCUCUUGUCCACUUCUCUGAUGUGGUGUUGGCUUGUCUCUUGGUGUUGGUCUAUGCCGUGUGACGAUUUCGGGUGGUCCUUCUCUCCAAAUAAAGCUCGUCUAUGUCUACGUGGGUGAGCUUGCUCGGGUGUUGCUCGUUGUCCUUGGCUGCUGCUGAUAAGGAAAUCUCUCUCGAGGUAUUAUUGAGGAGCUAAUUAUUAAGAACUGAUCACCUAGUACCGCCGAAUCUACCGAAUUCCGUUCUCGAAUUAAAAGUGGUUCCAAUUUUGUGCCAAGAGUUUCUGCUGAGUUUGGCGUAGCCUUGGUCUUGCUAUUGAUUUGCUUAUAGUUGGGUUGGUGUUUAGCUCAAAUUGAGUUGGUGUUUAGCUAUGUUUAUUGUAUCCCCUGUAUUUUUCUAUUUAAAAUUUGAAAAUGGUAAUAAAACUUUAACAUUGUUACUAAAAAAAAUUAUUUCAGCUGAUAUGCUGUCAUAUCAACUCUUGCAUUGCUUUUUUUUUUUUAAUUCAACUUGAAUCGUUUAAUCGUUUAUAAAAUGAAUUAGUGAUUUUUUCACAAAGUCAAUUAAAAUUAGUAAUGAUUAUUUUUGUUGAACAUUAACUACGACGUGUUUGUACUCAUUUAACCAUGCAUAAAUAAUUAUAUUUUUUUUUUUUUGAAAAUUAUAUGGAUAGACAUAUAUAGUUACGUAAAGAGAUAUUUUAAUUUGAUUUACAUGUAUAAUCAGUUAACAAAACAUUCAUAAUAAUUAAAUAAACAUAAUAUAUGACAUGUGAAUAUGAGAGAAUACAAAUGUGACCAUGAAUGUAUAAGAAUUAUAUUAAUAUUUACACAUAUAUAAUAUAUU